UCUGGCGGAUCUCAGGGUCUCCCUCUGCACCCGCACAGCAUCAGGGUCAUGGCACCCCGACCUAGGCGACAGGACUGCGCAGGGGCGAGACGAGAGUCCUGGACGCCCCGGUUUCCCCGGGAGGCGGCGGCGACGGCGGCGGCGCUGGGCCCGGGUCCUCCGGGCAGCCUCCGGCCGGCGCUGACAACCACCGCCACGCAGCCCGCGGUCCAGGCCUGGAUGACGCUUGAGAAUGUGGCCAUGUUCUUCUCCCAGGAGGAGCUGGGGUUUCUCAGUCAGGCCUAGAGGCUUCUCUACCUUGGUGUGAUGCUGGAGAACUUUGCACUUAUAAACUCAGUGGGCUGUGGGCACAGAGUCCAGGAUAAAGAGGCAUCUUUGAGGGGAGUGUCACACUUGGAGUCUGCCAGGACUGGUCCAUUCCUCCCCGAGACUCACCCCUGCCACACCUGUGCCUCCGUCUUGAAGCACAUCUUACAGCUGGCUGCUCCUCCUGGGCCAGAGCACUGCUUGGUGGCAGUGUAUACAAGCCAGCCUCAGCAUCACAGAGAAGAGAGAGCUCUGGAAAACGGCAUGGCCGGGACUGUGUCUCUAAAGAGCUAUGGAUUUGGUAUGUCAGGGAAGCCAUGUGAUUGUAAUGGUCUGUGGAAAGAGCUCUCGGAUUAUCCAGACCUUCUGCAGCUCUGUGUCAUUCCUAAAGGUGAGGAGCCAAACAAUGCUGAGCAUGGGGGGUGGGCCUUACACCACGGGAAAAGUCAUGACAGGGCUAUGUCCGGCCAUAACCUUACCAUCAACACACCAGAAAAUCCUGGUGAGCCCAGCAAACAUGGGGGUGCAUUCCAUGGUGAGCCCCAGCAGAGGCACACUGGGGAGAAGCCUUACAAGUGUCGGGAGUGUUGUAAAUCUUUUAAGGAAAUCUGUGCGCUCACUGUACACUGGAGAGUCCUCACCACAGAGAGGCCUUAUGAGUGCCAGGCAUGUGGGAAGUCAUUUAAGGAAGUCUGUGCGCUCACUGCACACCAGAUUGUCCACACGGAGGAACGGCCUUACAAGUGCCAGGCGUGUGGGAAGUCAUUUAAGCGAGGAGGUACCCUUGCUGCCCACCAAAGUGUUCACACGGGAGAAAGGCCCUAUAUUUGUGGUGAAUGUGGGAGAUCAUUUACUUGGCAUGCCCACCUCGAAAGUCACUGUAGAAUUCACACAGGAGUGAAGUCUCAUGAAUGCAGCAAAUGUGGGAAAACCUUUAGGCAGAAGUCUGUUCUCCUUAGGCAUCAGGUGAUUCACAAUGGAGAAAGGCCUUACAAGUGUUUAGAAUGUAGAAAAUCCUUCAAACAAGAACGGGACCUCACUAUGCACCGGCGAGUCCACACCGGAGACAGGCCUUAUGAGUGCAGAGAGUGUGGGAAGUCCUUCAAGCAGAGAGAUGCUCUGACGGUACACCAGAGAGUCCACACUGGAGAGAGGCCCUAUCAAUGUGGUGAAUGUGGGAAGUCUUUCACUCAGCGUGCAAACCUUCUUGGGCAUUCCAGAAUUCAUACCGGAGAAAGUCUUAUGCGUGUAGUGAGUGUGGGAAAGCCUUUAGGUACAGAGCCAAUGUUGUUCAUCACCAGGAAACCCACAAAGAGAAAAGGCCAUACGAGUGUAGCCAGUGUGGGAAAGGCUUUAACCAGAGAGCUCAUCUCAUUAUUCAUGGGCGGGUCCACACUGGAGAAUGUCCUUAGGAGUGUGAGCAAUAUGGGAAAGUCUUUGGGCACAAAACAAGUAUUAUUCGUCACAGGAGAGUGCAAAGUGAGGGAAAGCUCCAGAGUGUGUUCAGCAUAG
Molecule: messenger RNA, 1818 nt
Organism: Dipodomys spectabilis (banner-tailed kangaroo rat)
Lineage: Eukaryota; Metazoa; Chordata; Mammalia; Rodentia; Heteromyidae
Product: zinc finger protein interacting with ribonucleoprotein K-like
Exons: 3
Coding region: 307-1818 (503 amino acids)
Biological process (GO): regulation of transcription by RNA polymerase II
Molecular function (GO): RNA polymerase II cis-regulatory region sequence-specific DNA binding; DNA-binding transcription factor activity
Source: RefSeq, a predicted model, not a curated record